AUGGCUUUACGUGUUUUAUGGAUGAACGGAAGCCGAUCGGAAGGUGUUUCUAUUGCACAGUCAGACAUUGAUUUUAUGUGUGAAGCACAAGGUGUGAUUGUGAAUACAAUGCCUUAUUCAGAAAAGUCUUCUGAUCAAGUUUCACAUUUAGUUAUGGACCUCAAACGUGUACACCCAGGCUAUACAAAGUUAUUGUAUAUAAAUGAUUGCAAUGCCAAGGACAUAAGUGAGUUUGCAAUCUACGGAAAUGGUUUAAAUUCUUUAUGUCCAUGUGAAUCAAAUUAUGUAUCAAACACAUUGGUACUUGAUUAUUGGAACUCCCAGUCAGCUUCUCUUCUCCCUGAUCAACACAGAGAGAAAGAUUUAUAUUUCCAUGGUCCUUGUGUACUUAUGGCGUACACAAUAAUGAUGAAUCGACAUGAAAUUGAUGUCGCUAUUUCAUUAAAAAGCGAGUGGCCAGUAGUCGCAGAGGAAUGGAUAAGAAGAGAAAGAAAAUAUAACUGGCCUUCUUCAUGCAUGAUAAAUCAAAUUAAGGAACAAGGCAUAAAUCUGGUUCCCGUAGGGCAUGCUAAUUCACCAAAUAAAGAACUUGAAUGGAGAUUAUCAUUUUCAAAAGCUGAAAGACUUUUAGUAUGGUCUUUCAAUCCGGUUCAGCAUAUUUGUAUGAGUGUAAUGAAACAUUUCUUCAAAAGUAAAAUAACUCCAAAAUUUCCUGAUUUGUUUCCAUCAUAUUUUAUCAAAACAGCAAUAUUUUGGAUGAUAGAAGAAACAGAGAUCUGCUUUUGGAUUGAAGAAAAUUUGCUCGCAUGUUUGAACGCACUCUUUGAAAAAUUGGUUACUUACCUAGAAAGUAAUAAAAUUGACAACUAUUUCAUACCCGCAGAUAAUAUGAUGGACGCAAAGCCAGAAGAUAAACUGAAUAGUUUAAAACUUGAACUUCUGAAGUAUAAACACAAUUCGGAUAGUUUAUGGAUGAAACUGCUUAUAACUGAAAUGUCAACGUUUGGUGAAAAUAACAUUUCUUAUCAUCAUAUGCAGAUAAAUUGCUUAAGCCUCUCUCGCUUUUUUAUAUAUACAGAGCUGAAGGAUUUAGAUUAUCAAACCUGUUUGCGAAAUGUAGAUAGAGCCAUAACAAUCCUUAAUGGAACCGAUAUCUUUCCUGACAUGCGUAGACAUUUGAUAAGUGAAAUCAAUAUAACCAAAGCAUGUCUACAGUUUCACAAUGACUGUUACAAAAACGAAAUGCCUUCAGAAAAAGACAUGACAAGUAUAGAAAAGAAAAUACAAACUGGAUGCGCCCUAAACAACUCAACAGGAAAAUUAAUACUCUGUACGUUUCUAUUGUACACAAAACAAUAUCAGGAGGCGUUGAAUCUUUUACAAGAUAUUGAAGAUCAGUUUACUGAUUUGGUUGUGCAUUACAGGAUCUGGGAACGUUCGAAAAAGCCAAAGGAUGAAGAUUACGACUUAACAAAGCCACGGUCCUCAUUCGAGGAUACUAUGAAGACUUUUAUUGCUUUAGAUGUGGUUGUAAUCCCAUUUCUUCUGAGAAUCUAUCCUCAGUCAAUACAAUCGAUUCCUAAAGCCGAAGAACGGGUGUUAUUUAUAAAUCCUGUUUUUUACACCAAUGUGUUAAAAUUUCACUGUCAUCAUUUGUUACAAAAUCAUGAUAUAUGUCAAAAUAUUCUUGAAGAAAUGAAAACGUGUUCGGCACUGAAACAAGAUGUUUCGGAUUCAACUUCUGAAAACAUAAUUUCCAAUUGCAAACUGAUGUUGACUUAGACACAGACACAGAGACAGACAUAACCACGUAUAAAUGAACAGCGCCUUAUAACAUAUCCUGUGUUGGUGCGACGUAACCCCCUCCCCACCCCGAAAAAAAUAUCAAAAUGAAAAUGCACAUGUGUAUUUAGUAUUUCUUUUAGCGCCAUUGCUCGCGCGAUUAUUGUUUUAUUGUGAAUUUCCUCAUUAGAAUAAGAUUUUGUGAUUCGUUUGUGAUAAAGUCUGAUGCACAAACGCCAGUAUUCGUAUCCAAUACCGCCGUAUCAUUAACUACAUAUAGACAAAAAACAUCAAUGAUUAAACUUUAAUACUUGAGUUAGCAAAAUUCACAGAAUAGAAACUUCUUAAUGAUUAUUGUUUGACUGAUUUUAAGUUUUGCUGAACUGAUUUGAAUUUUUGACUGAUUGGUAUUGAUUUUAAAGUUCGUGAACGGUAAGUAUUUUCCUUCCCCUCCCCCCUCACUUCCUAUUUUGUUCUCUCUCCCAUUUUCCUUACACCUUUGGAUUCCCGUAUCGGUCCUUUUAGAUAGUAUCAUUUCACUUAUUAUAUGUCCUUCCCCUCUUUUCACAGUCCUUGUGUUCUAUGCCUUCUGGGUGCUGUGCCGGUGUGGCAUGGCUGGUUAUUGUCGGAGUUUGCGUUCUGUAAACGUCGCCUUACCGUGAUAAUUUUGUUCUCGCUUUAUUGAUCAUUUAAUUGAAUCUCACUGAAAGACGCCGUACAAUCGGCAAAUUUAAUAUGUGUUACAAUGUGACAAAUAAAUGGUAUAAAAUUUUGA
Molecule: messenger RNA, 2557 nt
Organism: Ruditapes philippinarum (Manila clam)
Lineage: Eukaryota; Metazoa; Mollusca; Bivalvia; Venerida; Veneridae
Exons: 3
Coding region: 1-1782 (593 amino acids)
Source: RefSeq, a predicted model, not a curated record